This is a messenger RNA of Schistosoma turkestanicum, 2062 nucleotides long. Lineage: Eukaryota; Metazoa; Platyhelminthes; Trematoda; Strigeidida; Schistosomatidae. The record is from the annotation of a GenBank genome assembly.
CUGGUUAACAGUAAAAAAUGUUUCAGUCGAAUGUGAAAAUAUAUUGCAGCAUUUCGGACUUAUGUACAAGCAUACCUCCUAGAUUGUACACAUUUAGAUGUGACUAGAAAUAACCAAGUACAGUUUAUAAUAAUUAAACACAGUCAGUACUAGCUGAUUUACUUAAAUGCUUAUUUCCAGAAAAAUUACUCUUAAAUAUUAUGUAAAUAUACCUAUAACCAACAUAAAACCUUAUCUAAAGGCUCAUAUAAUAUAGACUAACACUGAUGUUUAAACAAAAAUUUUAUUCAGUUAUGGAAGUAUCAUCUUCCUAUUAUUUUCUUUUUAUCCUACUGGUAACUAUUUCAUAUAUUGAACAUACAAAGGGAGAUAUUAAGGUUCAUACUGCUGUUCAGAUUAAACGUCCUUCAAAUAAUCAUUGGAUUGAUCGCGCUUCGUCCGCUCGUCAUUUAACAUCAUCUAUAUCAACAACAACAACACCAACAAUCAAUCCAAAUAGAUAUAUUCAUCCAAGAAACACAUUAUCAGUAAAUGUAAGUUCUGAGCUGAAAAAGAACUCUAUACGACGAAAAGAAUUGCAAGAUCAACCACAACUACCAAAUGGUUAUUCAUCAACGCAUCUUGAUUAUCGAGACAAUCAAAAUCAUCCAAUCAUUGAAUAUAAUCAACCUGAUAUAAUAUAUCCUUACAGAGCGUUGAAUACAUUUCAUAAUUUGCCAACAUGGUAUAAUUUACGAUAUAGACGUUAUCCACGAGAAGAACCAAACCAUCCUUAUAAUGAUGUCAAUUUACAAUUACCAUGGAAUUAUAAACCAAAGUGUAGAUCAUGCGGUCGACCAUUAUUACAAGAUUCAUUUUGUGUAGAUGAUUUCGUUCUACGCGUUUAUAUCUACAAGGAGUCUGUGGAACCAAAUGGUCAGCGACACUACUUAGCUUAUAUUUAUCAAGUAUACAAGGAUACGAAGCAUUAUAUGCAACGAACUCUUGUUCGGCAAAUUGUAUACAAUUGUGAUCGAUUUCAAACUGGUCCAAUCCUUGGUGAAGUUUAUUUGAUAACAGGUAUUUACAUAUCAGAUAUUCCACAUGUUGAUUCUUGUUCUUGGAAAGCCCCAUGGAGUCAAGUAACGCGAGAACAAAAGCGAUAUUUACGCAAGCGAUAUAGCAUUCAUUGUGGCAUAUGUCAAUUACAAAGAGUUUUAUAUGUCAAUCCAUUGUAUCAUCGAAAUCCAAAAACUUGUUAUCUACCAAUCAGUCCAAAUUCCAAUGAAAUGAUGUGUAGAGAUAAAUUCUCAUUGUGCCGAUUACAACGAAGAACAAAUCGAUGCAGUUUUUUAAAUAAUAAACCAUAUCGUAUAUGUGAGACAUGGUCAACUAGACAAAUCUAAUUUAUUUAUUUUUUACAAUAUGAACAUUAAAAAUGUUUUUUUUGCUUCUCAUUGUUUUAAUGACUAGUGUAUAACGCUUCAAACCACUGACAAUCCUUAUUAUUAAUAUACUAUGUAAAUAUAUAUACAUACAUAUUACAAAAUACUUUAAACAAACAGAACCUCAAUUAAUUUGGACUUGCACAGAUAAUAUUGAUUUAACUGCCUAUGUGAUUUUUAACCUCAAAUUAAUUUAUACUAUUUUCACAUUCCACAGAAUUCAAUCUUAUUCAAAUUAUAUUCAUAGUAUUCAACUGUCCUCAUCAUCUUUAAUCGAUUAGAUUUAUGUCGAUUGUAUAUCUGGUAUAUUGUGUGUGUGUCUGUGCAUUUAUCUGUCUACCGAACAUCAAAUGAUAUGAAUUAUAAUUCACAUAAUUAAUAGGUAUGCAUGUAUGUAUGCUUUUUCGAAUGAUCCGCUGUCAUUUCAAUGUUUCAUUAAUUGAUCAUUUUUCAUUUGGGCGCCUUUUUGUCUCUGAGAGUAAUGUGCAUUUUCUUUUUUUUUCUUCGUUAAACUUUUCAAUAAAUUUCUGUACAGAAUAAUAAUAUUGUUUGUUUGUUGCUUUUUUUAAAGAUUUUAUUGAUAAUUUAUAUUUGAAUUGAUAAAAAAAAUAGUUGUGUGUAAUAUAAGCUUAUUGUGU